This is a messenger RNA of Penicillium chermesinum, 888 nucleotides long. RefSeq names its product DUF1769 domain-containing protein. Bases 1 to 888 code for a protein of 295 amino acids. The transcript has 3 exons. Lineage: Eukaryota; Fungi; Ascomycota; Eurotiomycetes; Eurotiales; Aspergillaceae. The record is from RefSeq and is a predicted model, not a curated record.
AUGUCGCAACCCCAGAAUCCUCCUUAUCGCCUGGUUGUAGCGGCUGGGCCCGACUAUGACAAGACAACACAUCAGAUCGUCGAGGUGAACGGCGAAACCACGUCGCUCUCGAGCGAGAAAGGCGCAGUGCAGGUUGCCGUCCACAUCAAGGACUACAAUGGCUUACCCAAAUCUUGUCCGGAAUCGCAUCCGUACUUCGAUCACGAGCUCCACAAGAGCGACACGUUGUCUAUAUCAUUAGCGUUCAAACUCAACACCAAGGUUAACGGUAACGACCUCGUUUUUGGAAAUGACUUUGACCACUCGAUCAAAAGCCGCCUACCAAUGGGCUUCAGCAUCGCGAUGAAUAUUGUCAAGACUGUGAUCGACCCCAGCAUUGACGGAGAUGCUUAUGCCGAGAAGCCAUAUCUCUACAGUCCAGGCUUGGCUACCUGGUCCCAGUUCCGCAUUGGGAGCAAGGACGACAGCAUUCCCGCUCCUGAUACUGUGAUCGAAGAAGGCGCCUCGGACCCGGCGGCGCAACGCGUUCGAGACGAAAGCAAAAUGCCGGCGACUUCUAGCGAGCGAAAGAAGCAUUUCCAAAGCCAACAGCAUCGGGAAGCUUUCGACUUUGAGGCAGGAAGAUAUUAUAUGGCUGACUUUAGCACCGGCUACAUUAACCUCAGCGAUCUAUCCUUGAACCUGCCGGGGUUCCGGCUUCCGGUACACGGCCUGAUUGAUUAUGGGAACCACGAGCUUCGAUAUGUGCUCAAAAACCGAAAAACAAAUGAAGUAUACUUUGUCGUCGUCUUGGUUGUCAUGCCUUUCAAUGAGAGCAUACCGCCCGAAGCGCAAAGGGGAAAGAAUCCAUAUGGGUUUGCCGAGGAAGAGUGGAAAGCGCGUGCGUGA